Cottoperca gobio is the source of this 2089-nucleotide messenger RNA. RefSeq names its product mitochondrial uncoupling protein 2-like. The record is from RefSeq and is a predicted model, not a curated record. The transcript is spliced from 8 exons. Gene Ontology annotation, biological process: transmembrane transport. The coding region runs from base 341 to 1258 and encodes 305 amino acids. NCBI's taxonomy places the organism in Eukaryota, Metazoa, Chordata, Actinopteri, Perciformes, Bovichtidae.
GCUCACUUCUCCACACUACUGCAUCAUGUCCGUUCACUGAUUCCUUUAGCUAUUGUCACUUUAAAAGGCAUUUUACCAGAUUUCAACUUCCACAAAUCAAAUCACGGAUUUGGAGUAUGAUUUUAAGACUCAUGACUUCUGAAAAACCUUGUAUGGAAAGACAAGGAAACCAAUUGGGGCAAUGGGACAAAGUUCAGCCAGAGGGACACCUUUAGAGAAUCCUGAUCUCUAAUGCUUCGUUCCUAAACUACUCCAUUAAAGAUUUUGGAGGAGCUUUUUGUCCCGUCCGCAUUAACGUGCCACUUUUCAAUCCUUAUAUUGAUCAAAGUAAUUCUGGAAAAUGGUUGGAUUUGGACCUGCAGAUGUGCCUCCAUCGGCAGCUGUGAAGUUUGUAGGAGCAGGGACUGCAGGCUGCAUUGCCGACCUGCUCACCUUUCCCCUGGACACAGUCAAAGUGCGGCUGCAGAUACAAGGAGAGGCUUCAGCAGCUGCAGUGAGGUAUCGUGGAGUGUUUGGCACCAUCACCACCAUGGUGCGUACAGAGGGGCCCAGGAGCCUCUACAGUGGACUGGUGGCAGGACUCCAGAGGCAGAUGAGCUUCGCCUCUGUCCGCAUUGGUCUCUACGACUCUGUAAAACAGUUCUACACUAAAGGCUCCGACCAUGUUGGUAUCGGGAGUCGGCUGCUAGCAGGAUGUACCACUGGUGCCAUGGCGGUUGCUUUUGCCCAGCCUACAGAUGUGGUGAAAGUCCGCUUCCAGGCACAGGCCAGGUCUCCAGGGCAUGCCAGACGCUACUGUAGCACCAUUGAUGCUUACAAGACCAUUGCUAAGGAAGAAGGCAUUCGUGGUCUUUGGAAAGGUACAGCUCCAAACAUUGCACGAAGUGCAAUUGUGAACUGCACUGAACUGGUGACAUACGAUUUCAUCAAGGACACACUCCUUAAGUCCACUCCGCUGACAGAUAAUCUGCCCUGCCACUUUGUAUCAGCCUUUGGUGCAGGGCUGUGCACAACAGUGAUUGCCUCUCCAGUUGAUGUUGUCAAGACAAGAUAUAUGAACGCUGCUAUUGGACAGUACAGCAGCGUCCUCAAGUGUGCUGCCGCCAUGAUGACCAAAGAGGGACCGCUUGCCUUUUAUAAGGGGUUCAUGCCAUCUUUCUUACGCCUGGGCUCCUGGAACGUGGUGAUGUUUGUGACUUACGAGCAGCUGAAACGAGCCAUGAUGGCAGCGAAUCACAACCGCACAACUAGGCUGUAACCGUUAUUGUCUGUCAGAAGGCUGAUGAUGUUGCAUGGCGGUGUUGUUUACAAAUGUCUUUACUUUUUGUUGCCUACUAGUGCAACUUGAAAUAUUAUACAAAUGGUGUUGAUACCGCACUCUCUCUCACGACCACACUAACCAUCAGUCCCAGGAUAGCAACACAUAUAUUAGAAUGUGAUCAAUAUUUCAAAGCUAGAGCUUGUUUGAUCAGGUGCUUCCUCUCUGCGGAGAGCUUCUCUGGAAACUGGAUGUCAAAAGUAAUGAUGAGGUUCCCUCUCUGUGAAGGAUCCUGGGACAGCGGCAUUCCCUCUCCGGUCACCACUUUUUUGUACGAAGGGCUGAUAAAUAAAUAAAUCAGAGACAGGAAGAUGGUAAUUUAUGCAGAUGACACACAAACCCAAAGAAUAUCCUUCAAGAAAUCUCUUUGGUGUACAUUUGAUAUAAAGUGCUUGAAUUUCUUAUGAUCACUUAUAUUAUUUAUUCAUUUAAGCGUAUGAUGUAUGCAUUAAUAUGAUUACAAAAUACAGUCUUUUACAUGUUAUUUAAUACUCCACCUACUGUACAAUGUCAUUGAUGGGAAUACUGAUUAGCCUGCCAUCUAGUGUCUCCACAUCCACAGAGAACCCAGUCAAGGCCUGUUGGAAAGGUUCAGUGUUUAUUCUACUUAAACCAAAUCUUCAAGUAUAACUGAUGAUUAAAACCACAUUAGUAUGACUCACCAUCUCCAGAGUGAUCUGGGCCUUGUAGAUCAGGUCAUUUUGUUGUCUUACGAACAGAGGAUGACUCUUCUGUUGCACGAUGAACACGAUAUCUGCAGGGAUGCUGUUU